Molecule: messenger RNA, 531 nt
Organism: Ogataea parapolymorpha DL-1
Lineage: Eukaryota; Fungi; Ascomycota; Pichiomycetes; Pichiales; Pichiaceae
Exons: 1
Coding region: 1-531 (176 amino acids)
Biological process (GO): ribosomal large subunit export from nucleus
Cellular component (GO): nucleolus; preribosome, large subunit precursor
Source: RefSeq, a predicted model, not a curated record
AUGGCUAAAAAGAUUUCCAAGCAUUCUCGUGCAGCCCGCAGGGGCGAAAUUAGUGAAGCAACGGGGGAGGCGAGAGAUCUAGAAAGAGUUCCUCGUUUGGAGAAAACUGACACUAUAGGGCCAAUGAUUCGUGCAUCUGCAUCUAAAAAUGAAGACUUAUUGCGGCAGAAAAUGGAAAAAAAAGCUUCAAAGUCCAAUAAGAGCAAGUCAGCUAUCUCCAAAGCGAUCAAGACUAGAAGAAAAAAAGCUGUAGUUAUUGACGGAAGGCUUGGAUCUAAAAUCGAGGCCAGUAUCAACAGAGCAAAAGAAAUUCAAUCCAUGAGAAAAGCUAAUUGGGAUACCAUAAAUAAGCAAGCCAAGGAAGCGGUGAAAAGCAAACUAUUAUAUCAUGACAAUAAUAGCCAAACUGAAGGACGCAAGGACGCCACAGAAGAUGAUAGUGACUGGGAAAAUAUGGAUGAAGAAGAAGAAGAAUCGAACGACCUCGUGCCCUCUAAUAGAUUUGCGCUAUUGGAAGAAGUUGAGGCAUGA